Molecule: messenger RNA, 916 nt
Organism: Hibiscus syriacus
Lineage: Eukaryota; Viridiplantae; Streptophyta; Magnoliopsida; Malvales; Malvaceae
Product: spermidine synthase-like
Exons: 9
Coding region: 1-897 (298 amino acids)
Biological process (GO): spermidine biosynthetic process
Cellular component (GO): cytosol
Molecular function (GO): spermidine synthase activity
Source: RefSeq, a predicted model, not a curated record
AUGGCAGAAAUGGAGCACAAUAUUAAAGAAGCUGGUGGAUGGUUUGCUGAGCAUUGCCCAAUUUGGCCAGGACAAGCACACUUCUUGAAGGUUGAGAAAGUUUUAUUCGAGGGGAAGUCAAAGUACCAAAGAAUAAUGGUGUUUCAGUCAUCAGGAUAUGGGAAGGUGUUUGUAUUAGAUGGCGCUCUCCAACUGACAGAGAAAGAUGAAUUUUCAUAUCAAGAAAUGAUGACCCACCUUCCUCUUUGCUCCAUUCCAGCACCCAACAAGGUGCUGCUCAUUGGUGGAGGAGAUGGUGGGAUCCUAAGGGAAAUAUCUCGCCAUAAUUCUGUCGACCAAAUGGAUAUAUGCGAGAUCGACACAAUGCUGAUUGAUGUGUAUAAGGAAUUCUUCCCUGAUAUUGCCGUUGGCUAUGAUGAUCCUCGUGUAACACUUCAUGUUCAAGAUGGAACCGCAUUUUUGAAGUCUGUUCCGAAUGCUACAUAUGAUGCAAUAAUAGUGGAUGCAUUUGACCCCAUAAGACCAGAACAUGAGCUUUUUGGCAGUCCAUUCUUUAAGUUGACGGCAAAAGCUCUCCGUCCCGGAGGAGUGAUGUGCAUUCAGGCAGAAAGCCUGUGGUAUCAGCCACUCAACAUUGAUAAACUCGUCUCGAGUUUUCGCCAUAUUUUUCUAGGAUCCAUCAGCUAUGCUUGGACAGCAGUUCCAACAUAUCCAAGUGGCGUGAUUGGUUUCUUGCUUUGCUCAACCGAAGGGCCAUAUGUGGACUUCAAAAAGCCUGUCAACCCCAUGGAACCCGACCAAAUCACCGGCGUUGCCAAACAACCCUUGAGAUUUUACAACACAGAGGUACACUCGGCUGCAUUUUGUUUGCCAACUUUUGCGAAAAAGACAAAUUGACUUCAAUGUUUGAAGUGUU